GUUGAUAUCUCAAGGUUUCCCUUCUCGCCGGCGCAGACUUUUGGAGGACCAAAGCUUUUCCAGAAAGGGGGAUUCCCUCCAUCAAAACCACAGACGGACCAAACGGGGCUAGAGGAGAGUUCUUCAAAGAUGGCACUCCAGUGAGUUCCGACCAGUAUUGUCCAGGAGAUUAACGAUGCUAAUCACUCUUAGGCUGCCUUGUUCCCUUGCGGUGUUUCAAUGGCUGCAACAUGGAAUGUAGACCUGAUUGAAGAAAUUGGAAGCCACCUCGCGGAUGAAACCAAAGCUCGUGGCGCAGACGUCCUCCUUGCCCCAACCGUCUGCAUGCACCGAUCACCACUCGGAGGAAGAAACUUCGAGACUUUCUCGGAAGAUCCAUAUCUUAGUGGAAAGCUAGCCGCUUCCUAUAUCCGUGGGCUUCAGAAUAAGGGCGUUGCAGCGACUAUCAAGCAUUUUGUUGGGAAUGAGCAAGAAACUGAGCGUAAGGCUUAUGAUGCAGUAAUAGCGGAGAGGCCUUUGAGGGAGAUCUAUCUCAAGCCGUUCGAGAUUGCGGUGCGCGAAAGCUCACCUUGGGCAUUGAUGAGUUCGUAUAAUUUGGUGAAUGGGGUCCAUGCGGAUGAGAAUGAGCAUACUAUCAAGGAUGUUUUGCGAGGGGAGUGGCAGUACGACGGACUAGUCAUGUCAGACUGGACAGGAACAUACGCCACAGCUCCCGCGAUCAGCGCUGGCUGCGACGUCGAGAUGCCCGGGCCAGCCAAAUAUCGAGAAACCUCUAAGGUCCUACAAGCCGUAGAGGCGGGUGAGCUAUCGCGAAGCGACAUCGAGCUAGCAGCCGGGAACGUCCUUUAUCUUGUGGACAGGACUAAAGGCUUAGACGGGCCGCUGGAAUCACCGGAACGAUCCAGAGACACGCCGGAAACUCGUCAGCUGAUUCGCCAAGCUGGUGUCGAAGGGCUGACCCUGUUGAAAAAUGAGAAGAGUAUUCUUCCUAUCAAAGGAGCUAAGAAGAUUGCUAUUAUUGGCCCUAAUGCGAAGCGAGCUAUUGCAGGAGGAGGUGGGAGUGCGACUCUCAAACCUUACUAUCUGACCACGCCAUUUGAGGGAAUUAGUUCAGGAACGGAAGCCGAAUUGGUCUUUGCUCAAGGGUGCGAUAGUAGAAAAUGGCUACCGCUCGCAAACGACUACUGCCGUACUUCGGGCGGAGAACCGGGGGUUACGGUGGAGUUCUACUAUAGCGACAGGUUCAAAGGCGAGCCGGCGGAGAUACAGAACCGACCUGGAACUGACCUAUGGAUGUGGGACUCGGCACCUAAGAAGGUCCUGCCGGCUUUCUCUUUCAAGGUAAAGACGACACUCACUCCGGUGAGAAGCGGCUUCCAUGAGUUCAGCUUUUCCAGCGUGGGCCCAGGGCGAAUGCUCUUGAACGGCGAGCUUUUCAUCGACGUCUGGAAUUGGACAGAAGAGGGCGAAGCCAUGUUCUCAGCUUGCAAGGAUGUCAUCAAGUCGACUUUCCUAGAAGAAGGGGUCCCCGUUCAGAUCCUCAUUGAAAGCACGAAUGAAGUCCGGCCGCUGGCGAAGAUGUCGAUUGAGGGAAAGUCGCACGAAUAUGGUGGAUGUCGUAUUGGGUACAGAGACGAAGAGCUGGUUGACCUUGAGGAUGAGGCUGUGAAGGCCGCUCGCGAUGCCGACGUUGCUAUUGUGGUUGUGGGGCUGGACGAAGAGUGGGAGUCGGAAGGCUAUGACAGGCAGACGAUGGACCUCCCGAAGGAUGGCAGCCAGGAUAGACUUAUCGAAGCCGUGCUGGAGGCGAAUCCGAAGACCAUCGUAGUCAACCAGUCAGGAACACCGGUUACGAUGCCAUGGGCCGACAAGGUUCCCGCUAUACUUCAAGCCUGGUACCAAGGACAAGAAGCCGGUAAUGCAUUAGCAGACGUACUUUUCGGCAUUCAAAGCCCCAGUGGGAAGCUUCCCACCACAUUUCCAAAGAGACUCGAGGACAACCCGGCCUACCACAACUGGCCCUGCGAGAAUCUGAAAACAGUGUAUGGCGAAGGCAUCUACAUUGGCUACCGGCACUACGAGAAGUCGAAGGUUGAGCCCCUGUUCCCUUUUGGCCACGGGCUUUCAUACACCACUUUCGAGUACGGAGCGCCGACGAUUAGCGCAAAGGUACUCGCGGAAUCAGACCCUCUCGUCGUCUCGAUUCUAAUCACAAAUAGUGGUCAAGUGGCUGCGCAUGAAAUCGUGCAGGCGUAUAUCAGAGACCCAGAGUCAAACCUUCCGAGACCAGAAAAAGAACUGCAAGCUUUUGCGAAGGUAUUUCUGGAGCCCGGAGAGACGAAGACGGUGGAUUUGAAGUUAGAUAAGCACUCGGUUGGAUACUAUGAUACUUCUUUGGGCCAGAGUGGAGCGUGGGUUGCCGAGGAAGGGACUUUUCAUGUGCUGAUUGGGGCGUCAUCGGCGGAUAUCAGGGCGUCUAUUCGAUUCGAGGUGACGGAGUCGUUUCAGUGGAUUUUCUAGAGUUUUGUUAAUGCGUAGGCUGCUUUGAUAUAUUCCCAACCCCGAAAGAUCGAGGAUUCCAUUGGACUAGCCUAAUUAGUGCUUGGCAAAGGUGUACUCAACCUGAUUUCUAAAUAU
Messenger RNA from Mytilinidion resinicola, 2637 nucleotides. RefSeq lists its product as uncharacterized. NCBI's taxonomy places the organism in Eukaryota, Fungi, Ascomycota, Dothideomycetes, Mytilinidiales, Mytilinidiaceae. Bases 220 to 2520 code for a protein of 766 amino acids. The record is from RefSeq and is a predicted model, not a curated record. The transcript is spliced from 3 exons. Gene Ontology annotation, biological process: glucan catabolic process. Gene Ontology annotation, molecular function: beta-glucosidase activity.